Eurypyga helias (sunbittern) is the source of this 519-nucleotide messenger RNA. RefSeq names its product elongation factor 1-delta-like. Gene Ontology annotation, molecular function: guanyl-nucleotide exchange factor activity; translation elongation factor activity. The record is from RefSeq and is a predicted model, not a curated record. The transcript has 4 exons. Lineage: Eukaryota; Metazoa; Chordata; Aves; Eurypygiformes; Eurypygidae. The annotation marks the transcript as partial. Gene Ontology annotation, cellular component: cytosol; eukaryotic translation elongation factor 1 complex. Gene Ontology annotation, biological process: translational elongation.
CAGAAGACAGCUCCUCGUAGUAAAGAAGCUCCUUCUGCCCGUCACAAGAGGCAGUCGGGCCGUUCAACUAGUGCAAGCACAACCUCUUCGGGGCCUGCCGGUGACCAGAAUGAACUCCUUGCCAGAAUUUCUCACCUGGAGGUAGAAAAUCAAAACCUUCACAGUGUUGUUGCAGACCUUCAGAUGGCCAUCUUCAAGCUGGAAAGCCGCCUGAAUGCUCUGGAAAAGUCAUCUACGUCCCACCAGCCUUCACCAGUUCCUCCAACCCAGAAAGUGGAGCCAUUCAGUGUUCCUUCCAAGAAAGUGGAGCUCCCGUCCGCUUCACCGGCAAAGAAAGUCGAGCCGGCGGCUGCAGAGGAAGAUGACGACGAUGACAUCGAUCUUUUUGGGAGUGACGAUGAAGAGGAAGACGAAGAGGCUGCCAAAGUCCGGGAGGAGAGACUGCGUCAGUACGCAGAGAAGAAAGCCAAGAAACCGGGUCUUAUUGCCAAGUCCUCCAUCCUUCUGGAUGUGAAACCG